This is a messenger RNA of Morchella importuna, 468 nucleotides long. RefSeq lists its product as uncharacterized. The coding region runs from base 1 to 468 and encodes 155 amino acids. NCBI's taxonomy places the organism in Eukaryota, Fungi, Ascomycota, Pezizomycetes, Pezizales, Morchellaceae. The record is from RefSeq and is a predicted model, not a curated record. The transcript has 2 exons.
AUGACUGACGACAACAGACCCCGCACCCCGACCGAAGAAGAGAUUGCCGCCGUCCUCGCCGACGCUCGCGCUAACGACUACUCCUACUCGGACUAUUACUACUCUGGCAUCAGCGAUGAGCCCGAAGCCAACGCUAAUGCGCGCGCUGGAGGCCCCUCAGAUCUAGGCGGCGAUGUAGCGAUGUAUCAUCACACCGAAGACAACACAUGGCGGGCCUACCCGCCUGCGGGAGAGGCGGGUAUCACGGAGCUGCCGGAACUUGAAAGGGUACCUGGGGAGUUGCCUGAGGCGACCAUGAGGAGGAAAAGAGAUCGCUUGAGAGCGCGGGGAAUUAGAAUCAUCAAGAGGGUGAAACAUCGGACCGUUGUGCCGGAAGGGGCGCCUCCGAAGGUGAGUACGUUAAGAAGAAUCGGGAGGAAGUUGACGAUGCGUAGUUUGAGGUUAGAUGGUGGUUUGGAGUGGCGUUAG